AUGACUCCAAGACGUCGCCGAUUCGAGUUCUCCUUCCGCAAGAGACAUAGCGGUCCCUCUACGUCCUCUUCGAGUAUCUCCCCAACAGUUCCUGUGCUCCAAUCGCCCAUGGCAUUCCAAGCACUCGGUGCGAGGACCAUCUCCGAGGCGACAUUGAAGCAGAAGAAUAAACUGGAUAGGGCACCUGUGAGGCCGUCCAUGUUUCUCGAGGAGAAGGACGACGAUGAGCAUGCGAUGUACCCCAUCAAGCCAGGUGUGCCUGCUGAUGUGAAGCCUACUCAUCUCGAACGCAAGAGUAUUGAGGGAGAGUCUGUGUUGCGUCCCAAAAGUCAAUACUUCGAGGAGAUGUUCAAUAUCAGGGGUCUGGUGACCUCCCCGAGAACUCAGAUUACUCACGAAGCUGUGACCGUCGUUGAGGUCAAGAUCAAUACCCGGAUUCUUGAAAAGCCCGAGGUCUUCAUUAUGACCACGAUUCAGCAAGGUGCUUGUGUUUACUUUGGGAACUCAAAUACGCCGGCGUACCUGAUGAAGGUAUUCGCAUUGCCGUUUCUCAUAGCGCCUAUAAUGAAUCUCCGAAGUACCAUCCUGAUUCAGAUGGAGCUCCAGAAGAUUCUAAACAUAGCGCCGAACCGCGGAGUCAUCUUAUACAUUCCGAUGCCGGAAGAGAACCUUGCAACCAACGGAGUGACUGUGAUGGGCCAAUUGGCAAAUCUGGAGCGUGGCACGGGGAUUUUUCGAACUAUUUCUCGGACUGUGAGCCGAAAGUUGAAAUCCGGUAGCACACAGAGUGCUCCAAUCUCUGUGGCGACAACAUCCUCGUGGAAUUUCAGUGAUAAGAAGUCGCCAGCAUCCAUGGCCGAGGAUCAGUCUCACGGAAGCGAGGCUUCUAAGGAGGGGAAGAAACUUAACUCUCUUUCUUCGGCAGUCCGAGGUGAGAAUGCAGGUCAACCUGAGCCGGUGGAUAACGGUAAUGACCAGCAAAUGGAGCCGGAAUAUGGCCAAGGACGUAUCCUGGAGAUAGAAGGCAAUCUAUUCGAUGCCCCCGAUGGAGCGGCACUGAUCCACGCUUGCAACUGUCAAGGCCAUUGGGGCAAGGGGAUUGCUAGAAAGUUCCGAGACAAAUAUCCCAAUGCUUAUAUCGCCUACCGUACCCACUGUCUAGACUACAAUACGCUCAACACAGAAGUGGUCGUCACAGGCGAGACAGGUCCGCGCCGACUCCGCUUGCCCGAAGGCACUGCGCUCAUCAUCCCACCCCAGCACGGCGACUACGAGCCCAGCGGCGGGCAUCAGCACUGGAUCAUCUGCCUCUUCACGUCCUUCAACCAUGGAAGAGCACUCUCGCCAGUCGACUUUCUGCUCGGAAACACCGAACUUGCGGUCGCAGAUCUGAAGAAACAGCUCGAUGAACUCCGUGACGAGGGGAUCAAUUUGGGGCGGCUCUGGUCGUGUCAGUUCAACUCGGGAUUGUUCGAAGUGGAUUGGGCUCAUUCGAGAGAUAUUCUGGUGAGAUCCGGGCUGGAGGUCACUGUUGUCAGACAGCCUCAGCCGUGA
Molecule: messenger RNA, 1554 nt
Organism: Aspergillus brunneoviolaceus CBS 621.78
Lineage: Eukaryota; Fungi; Ascomycota; Eurotiomycetes; Eurotiales; Aspergillaceae
Product: MIF domain protein
Exons: 6
Coding region: 1-1554 (517 amino acids)
Biological process (GO): peptidyl-glutamate ADP-deribosylation
Source: RefSeq, a predicted model, not a curated record